Messenger RNA from Aethina tumida (small hive beetle), 1737 nucleotides. Its product is annotated as UDP-glycosyltransferase UGT5. Lineage: Eukaryota; Metazoa; Arthropoda; Insecta; Coleoptera; Nitidulidae. The record is from RefSeq and is a predicted model, not a curated record. Bases 6 to 1532 code for a protein of 508 amino acids. The transcript is spliced from 5 exons. Gene Ontology annotation, molecular function: UDP-glycosyltransferase activity.
UAAAAAUGACAAGAACAUUUUUAAUAUUGUUGCUGGUUAGUUAUGUAUACAGUGCAAACAUUUUCUUUUAUAGUCCGGCUUGUUCAAAAAGUCAUUAUAUUUGGAAUUACGCUCUAGUUAGUGGAUUGAUUGCUAAAGGGCACAAUGUAACAUUUUUCGACGCAUUUUCAAAAGAAAUACCCGAAACUGAUUUGUAUCACCCUCUGGAUUAUAAAUAUAUGACCAUAGAAGGAGAUCCAGAUGAAUUUCCACAAGAAAAUUUAGCUCAACAAAUUCCACAGUUCAUGAUCUUAAUGGGGGAACUGUGUGAUCUUGUGUACAAAUCUGAAAACUUAGACUCAAUCCUGCAAAACAAAGACAAAUACAAAUUCGACCUUAUCAUUACCGACAUCACCAUUUUUCCAUGUGGAGUAGCCCCACUGCACGCCUUCCCCGACAUCCCAAUUGUGGGUGUAACUGCAUUCUUGUUGCCCCCCGAAUUUUCACACAUGUUUGGCAACAAUUUACAACCUGCAUACGUCCCUCAUUACUUCUCCGAUUUGACUGACGACAUGAGUUUUAUGGAUAAAGUGUACAAUUUUUUGGCAACCUAUGGAACAGAAUUUGCCUAUUAUAAGUAUUGGAAUGAAUUUGAAGAAGCGGCUAAGAAGAAGUAUGGUCCUAAACAUGCACCAUAUAUGAAAAACGUUGAUAGAAUUUCUUUGCUGCUGAGCAACGUAAAUCCGUUGUUGGAUUAUCCCCAGCCCUUGCCACCAAACAUUAUCCCAGUAGGGGGACUUCAAGCCAAACCCGCGAAUAAACUUCCUCAGGACUUGCAAAAAAUUCUGGAUAAUUCAGUAGAUGGAGUAAUAGUUUUUUCAUUGGGUACAAACAUGAGAUCUGAUAAACUUUCCCCAGAAAAAAGGAAGACCCUUUUGGACGCUUUCAAACAACUUAAACAAACUAUUUUAUGGAAAUUUGAAAGUGACAUUGAAAACUUACCUAAAAAUGUGGUUGUACGUAAAUGGUUACCUCAAAAUGAUGUAAUUGCUCAUUCAAAUGUUGUUUUGUUCAUCGGACAUGGAGGAGCUCUAAGCACUCAAGAAGCUUUGUACCACGGAGUUCCAAUAAUUGGAGUACCAUUUUUCUUCGACCAAGUCAUCAAUGUCAAAGCUUUGCAACAUAGAAAACGAGGAGCACUUCUAGAUUACAAAACGAUGACUACCAAACAAAUCGUAGACACCAUUCGGGAAGUCAUUGAAAAUCCCAUAUACAAGAAGAAUGUUAAAGAAGUUUCAAAUAGAUUCAAAACUCUACCAUUAAAGCCACUGGAUGUGGCAGUACAUUGGGUGGAAUAUUCUUUAAAACACAACGGAACAUCUUUUCUAAAUCUUAAAUCCCGUCACAUGAGUUUCUUACAAUAUACCUGUUUGGAUGUAGUUUUAUUUCUGGUUGGCGUUGUUGUGGCAAUUUGCUCGAUUAUUGUGUUUUCUAUUCACAAAAUUUUAAAUAUGUUCUGUAACAAAUCCACACAGAAAAGAAAACGUGAUUAAACCUUUGGUAUCUAUUCUUAUCAAAUCAGAUUAGGAAUUGCUUUAUGUUAAUCUAAAACGACGAACAUUUUUAAUUUAAUGGUGACAAGCUAAGAAUAAAUACUUAAGCAAUUUUUUAAGAAGAAGUUCCUGUCAUUUUCUAAUCCACCUAGUCAUUAGUGAUUUAUUUGUUAAGAAAUUGUUCAAAUAAAACAGAUUAAAUUUG